This is a messenger RNA of Neodiprion virginianus, 3757 nucleotides long. RefSeq names its product organic cation transporter protein-like. Gene Ontology annotation, cellular component: membrane. NCBI's taxonomy places the organism in Eukaryota, Metazoa, Arthropoda, Insecta, Hymenoptera, Diprionidae. Gene Ontology annotation, biological process: transmembrane transport. The transcript has 9 exons. Gene Ontology annotation, molecular function: transmembrane transporter activity. The record is from RefSeq and is a predicted model, not a curated record. The coding region runs from base 145 to 1764 and encodes 539 amino acids.
UGCAGUACGAACAAGUCUUAUCGAUCGGUGCCGAAAAGAAUAAUCAGACAUUCGUUCGGCAGAUACAUUGAUCCGAGUGAAAGGAAAUAUUGUGAAGAGAAAACUUGAAGGACUACAAAGGGACAGAAAGAAGAAGUGAUCAGAAUGGGUUACGACGACGUUAUUUCACACAUUGGAGAAAUGGGCCCGUACCAACGAAGAGUAUUCGUUGUUAACUUUAUACCAUCAUUAACCAGCGCCUUUCACGUCAUGGGCACAAUUUUCCUGUUAGGCAAACCAAAGUUCAGGUGUCUGACACCCGAGGAAGACCAAAGAAAUGCAACAUACAUUCCGGGACUACAUACGGCAAACAUUACGCAUCCAUGGGAUAACGCGACACAAAUUUCGUCGCAGUGUAAACCGUAUAACCAAACUGAAGGAGUUCGCUCUGAGCUACUAACAACGAAGGGCAAUUUACCGUCGACACCUCGUGUCGUGAAGUGUGCCUCUUUUGCCUACGACGACAGCCAAUACGGAACAACUGCCACAACCGAAUGGAAUCUGAUAUGCGAUGAUGCGUGGUUGAAAACUACCAGCGAGUCACUGUUCAUGCUAGGAGUGAUGAUGGGAGUUUUGACUCUCGGUGCUUUGUCCGACAAAUAUGGACGCAAGCGAACUCUGAUAUGGGGUUCAGUCUUGCAGUUAAUUUCGGGACUACUGGUCGCUGCUUCGCCUAAUGUCACGAUGUUCGUAAUUUUCAGAAUGAUUGUAGCGACAACGAGUACUGGACUUUACGUUGUGGCUUACGUUGCUGCAAUCGAGAUGAUUUAUCGAAACAAGAAAAUUCCAACUGCGACUAGUACUUUCUUCUUUAUGGGAGGUUGUCUUCUUACAGUCAGUUUUGCAUACUACAUAAGAAACUGGAGAAUUUUACAGCUGGCUUAUACCGCGCCUACCCUUUUAUUCCUGGCAUUAUCGUGGUCCAUUCCUGAAUCUGCACGAUGGCUGCUGAGCAGAGGGCGUGUGGAAGAAGCAAUGAAUAUACUUCACAAGGCAUCGAUGGAAAAUGGGGUGAAAUUACCGCGGGAUACAUUGGACGAACUGCUGAUAACAGGAAGUGAAAACAAGCCAAACAGUAAAAAAUCAUCAUUGCUUGAUCUAUUGAGAUACCCAAAUAUCAGAAAAAGGAGUCUGAUACUCGUCAUUAUUUGGUUUGUCAACAAUUGCACGUAUUACGGUCUAGCAUGGAACACCGCGAACCUUGGAGGCAGCGUUUACAUAAAUUCUACAAUUGCUGCCAUCGUGGAGCUACCCGCAAUUGCAUUCUUAGUAUUCACCAUUGACAAGUGUCGGAGAAAGGUUAUUUUGGGCGGCUCUAUGAUGCUCUCGUCCAUAUCAUUAUUUUUGGCAGUUUUCGUUCCUGUCGACAUGACAUGGCUAGUGACGGGUUUGGCCAUGAUGGGAAAAUUGUCAAUCACAGUCUCAUAUUCAACCCUCUACAUCUUCACAUCAGAGCAGUAUCCUACAACAGUUAGAAAUAUUGGCGUUGGAACUUGUUCAGCUAUUGCUCGGCUCGGUGGAGUGAUAGCACCAAUGAUCGUCGACUUGUCUGAAAUUUCGACGGUUCUUCCUCUCAUUACUUUUGGAUGCAGCAUAGUGCUCGCCGUGUUGUUGUUACUACUUCUUUCAGAAACGUCGAUGAAAAAGCUACCAGAAACAAUAGAAGAGGUAGAAGUAGAAGGGUUUGAAAAGUGUAGGAGCAAAAUGAACGAGCCAACUUCUUGAAUGGUGUUGAUAACACCCAGGCGUUACAGAAACUGUAAAAUUAAUAAUUUCAAAUUGUUGAAGAAAAACCGCGAGGGUGUUAAAUUAUUUAUUUAGUACGAAGCUAGUCAGAUGGCGCACGUAUGUAACCCCUUGUAGCGCGCGUACGAAAUAUAUCAAGUCAGCGGAGGGAAAGAUGCGAUGUCAAAUUGCAAACUUAAUAGUCACCUUCGCAUAUUGAAGUUAUUCUAUUCAAAACGCAACUAGUUUUUUCACCCGCACUAACCAUAUUCCACAUCAGAAAUACGUGAAAUAUCCAACAGAUGUAGUACAUGUAAUCAUUGCGAACAACCUUACAAUCAAGUGAACCCGUUCUAUUUUUGGUCGGAAAAUUGAUACCAUAAACUGCUUUAAAAAUAGUCGAGGUUCCGCGAGUGAUACAGCAGACGAAAAAAGGAAGUAAACGCGAUAUCGUCUAAUGGUUAUCUGUCAAACGACGUUCGUAGACAAACGGUCGUUUUUUACGAGGCAAACUGACAGAAAUUUAUAGGCAAUGUAUAGUCGACUAAUGUCCAUCUAUGUAUCACCUUUUUCUCGAAUUGUUCAGCAAUGACUUUUCGGUGUCUUUUCGACUGAUUGUCAACGUUUACCUGACAUCUUGUUGUAUUUGAAAAAAGCAUCUUGGAGUAAUCCAGAUGUUCUUCACACGGGUAACCGGUCGUUGUUUUUAAAUUUUAAGGUAUUAUCAACGCGUAUAUAUUUAUAUAUGUCACCAUAUAUAUUCACCUUUAUUGCAUAGUAAGAUGUAUAAUAUACAGAGUGUCUCAUCUUAGUAAAUCCAAAUAUCUCGGAAGCCAGAAGUGCGAGUGAAAAAUGCUUGAGAAAAAAAUUGUAAAGUCCGAAGGGAGAAAUAAGAUGAGAGCGUCAGAUUUAUCCUAAGUGGACCCGACAAUGUCAGAUGAAGAACAACUUUAUUUUUUUUUGAUAUAAAACAGUAUAUUUCUUUCACCGGCACCUGAACGGGCAUCAAAUUCCACAUCAAAAAAUACCUACUUAUCGUCGUAAGAAGUUCUUGGUCUCAUAAAAGUGAGAGAGUUACAGCAGAAUGAACUACAUCAUUUUACGCCCAACGGUCUCAUUACUGCGUUACACUACAAUUAAAAAACUGACUCGUACACGCUGUAACGCAGUUAAUACCGAAUAUUUCAGCAUUGCAUUCGACUAGACAAGACGCUAGUUGUGACUAGAGAAUCGUUACAACAACUGAAAGAGCAGAAAUACGACUGAAAGAAAUCGGCCGAAAUCGUUCCAGUUAUUCUCUGGCUGGUGAAUAAUUUGCGCGAAUAUGGAGAACAUACAGAUACGGUAAUGCUUGAUGCACUUCGGGCGUUACAUUACUUUUUAAUAAUCCGUAAGCUUUAGUAAUUUUCAACACUUAUUAUUACACGAGCUAAAUAGAGUUUCAGUACAAGUUCAUAGGUUUAUGUUAUGUAUUUCUUAUCCUAAUUGUGACUAGGUUAAAUUAAAAAUUCUCUUUUGCUGUCGUUUUCUCUGGUUACGUAAAAGUCUUCGCUGACUCAUUAUAUUGUUGAUAUGAUUACGAUAAAAUAUUAUCACAUUAUAAACUUGAAAUAACAUUGGAACGUAUAUAUUAAAUAUUUAUUUUCAUUCAAAAAUACAGUUAUAUAUAAUAUUUACUUACCGAAAUAAAUGAUAUUUACAUUUAUAUUUCUUUGCAUACGUUCCUCCUAACCGCCUGACAUGCGUACCAUAAUAUGUAGGCUGCAGCGAGUUUAUUUAUGUACAUACAUAUAAACAUACCUGAAAUAAGUGGCUUCGAGAUAAUAAUAUUAUAUAUCUGACGGACAACUAUCGGUACCUAGGUGACGUCGCACUUACUACAGGAUACAUUGUCAUGUGGUAAAGAAAAAAAGAAAAUUAACAAUUGUACAUAUUCAUUCAGUAGCAAAAACGACUAUUUUGACUUUCACUGUGAUUUAACUCUCAGCAUACA